Messenger RNA from Aspergillus campestris IBT 28561, 2102 nucleotides. RefSeq names its product putative 60S ribosome biogenesis protein Rrp14. The record is from RefSeq and is a predicted model, not a curated record. NCBI's taxonomy places the organism in Eukaryota, Fungi, Ascomycota, Eurotiomycetes, Eurotiales, Aspergillaceae. Bases 96 to 1655 code for a protein of 519 amino acids. The transcript has 3 exons. Gene Ontology annotation, biological process: ribosomal small subunit biogenesis; ribosomal large subunit biogenesis. Gene Ontology annotation, molecular function: RNA binding; DNA binding. Gene Ontology annotation, cellular component: nucleolus.
GUUGGAUUUCCAGUCCAAUCACCCACCAGGUUACAGCACUGUCAUUUUUACUUCUGGAACCUUGGAUGGUCUGCUGAAGUCACAAGUUAAGCAAGAUGGAUGAUAUCGAGGACCGACUGCGCAGCCACGCACAGGCCUUUGACGGCCUUUUGUCUUUGAUCCCCGCGAAGUAUUACUACGGUGAUGAUGGCAGCCAGGACCAAUGGCAGCGCAAAAAGCAGACCAAAGAGGAAGCUCGUGAGGCGAAACGGGCCAAGUUGGACCCCGCCUCUUCCAAAACCGCCAAGGACAUCAUGGAUGAAAAUGCCCGCAAGCGCAAACGGGAGGAGAAGGAUGGAGCCCAAUCAGACGACGCGUCAGAAGGGCCUGAAGAUCUCGGCUCCGAGGCUCCCAAGGAGGGGUUGAAGCGCGGCGAUGUCAAGCAGAAGAAGCAGAAGCAAACCGCAGACGCUUCGAAAUCCAACGAGGACGCGGAGGCGCGGAAGAAGAUGAGGGAAGAAAAGAAGGAGCAGAAGAAGGCCAGCCAAAAGGAGAAGAAGAAGGCCAAGGUUGAGGCGAAGAAGUCUACACAGCCUGCACGGAAAGAGCAGGAGACCGCGACGAAACCCGAGGCGAAACCCAGCAAACAAGAGUCAAAGGCUGGAGCGAGUGAUGAUAACGACGAUGAUGAUGCUGAAAACGAAGCCGCGGCAGAAGGGUUCUCUUUGGAGUUCAACGCCGAGCAGACAGAGAACCCCUCGUCAGUUUCCUCGACGCCAAACUCCCCCGGGUUUGAUGCAUCCAACGUACACUCCGGCAGCUCUUCCAUCUCCUCCAUCGUCCCUCCCACCGCCCCUACUGAUGCCUCCAAUGCCGAGAGCAAGCCCCUGAAAGCCACCCCCGAAGAGUUGAAGCAGCGGUUACAAAAGCGCCUCGACGAGUUGCGCGCCGCGCGGCACGCCGACGGGUUCGACGGCAAGCCCGCUCGCAACCGCCAAGAACUGAUCGAAGCCCGCCGCCAGAAGGCCGAAGAGCGCAAGGAACACAAGAAGGAAUUGCGACAAAAGGCGAAGGAGGAGCUGCAGCGCAAGAACGACGAAGCCAUCGCCAAGCGCUUCUCCCCCGGCGGCUCGGGAUCCCUCCUCGCUUCGCCGCGGUCCCCCGCCGACUCGGUCGGCUCAAACAGCAACAGCUACUCCUUCGGCCGGGUCAUGUUCGCCGACGGCCAACACACCGACCCGACCCUGUCUAACAUCCGCGACGAGCGCAAGCGCCAAGUGGUCCAGGACCCCGCGGCAGCCCUCAAGACAGCCGAGUCCAAGAAGGCGCGAUUCGACAGCCUGGACGCCGAGAAGCGGGCCGAGCUCGAGGAGAAGGACAUGUGGCUGAACGCGAAGAAGCGCGCUCACGGCGAACGCGUCCGCGACGACACCUCGCUGCUCAAGAAGGCUCUCAAGCGCAAGGAGUCGGCCAAGAAGAAGAGCGAGCGCGAGUGGCAGGAGCGCCUGGAUGCCGUCCGCAAGGGCAAGGACAUGAAGCAGUCGAAGCGCGAAGAGAACCUCCGCAAGCGUCGCGACGGGAAAGGCGGCGGUGACAAGAAGGGCAAGAAGAAGGCGCCCUCCCGGCCUGGCUUCGAGGGAAGCUUCAAGACUAAGGUCGGCGGAAAGAAGAAAUAAUCACGUCCCUUCUACUUUACCUAGGCAUCCGUCAACCUAGGGUAUCGUCCUUUAUACUACCUUACUUCGAUCUUCCUUUUCCUCCAGAUGUAGCCUGCCCUCUUCCGUUUCUUUUCCCCACGAUCUAUUGCCGUGAGAAAAGACGUCAUGCAUAUGAUCUAUUCCCGGCGAGAACCAAUUCCCGAAAGGGCGAGAGAGAGACAGGCUACAACUGGAAAUCCCCAAAGGCAAAACGAGCAAGGAAAGCGCGAGGAUUCCAACCAAAAAAAAGAUUACGGAGAUAUGGUGUUUGGGUGCGUUUGGGAGGGGGUUUUUGACUUUUCUUUCAUCUGUCAUGAUUUUUUUUUUUUUUCUUCCUUCCCUUCUUCUCUUCCUCACAUCUUUUUUCUUCUUCUUCAUCUUCUUCAUCUUCGAGUCGUUGUAAAUGUGCAUACCUAGGCAGCGAUC